Paramuricea clavata is the source of this 888-nucleotide messenger RNA. Lineage: Eukaryota; Metazoa; Cnidaria; Anthozoa; Malacalcyonacea; Plexauridae. The record is from the annotation of a GenBank genome assembly.
AUGGCAAUGAUUGAGAAUGAUGAUGAUGUAAAAGUGAUUGAGGUGCAAAUGCCUUUUGACAUUGUUUCAGAAGACGAACCACUAAUAAGAAUACCACAGAUUAAUAAUGAUUACAGAUUUUAUGAAUUUUUUAUGAGUUUUGGUAGAGAUCAGGCUGUUCAGAUGGCGGGGGGUCGUGUAUGGCCUAUAAUAUAUUUUAAUGAUGCUGUGUCAAAAAUGCCAAGUUUUUAUGUCUAUAUUACAGAUGUGGGAAGAACGAAAAAAGGACAACGAAUUAUAAACAUAGGUGUGGCUCAUUGGUUGCUUGGGAUUUAUGCUGAACUUGAAAUUAAUAUUCGUGUUUAUCCUGAAUCUUUUAAUGGGGAUUUAUCAACGGCAUUAUAUCUCCUGUAUAUAACAUUUACAAGCUACGGCUUUAAAUUGGAUUAUGUUCAACAUGAGGGUUUAACGCAAGCGCAGGCGGCUACUUUUGUUCGUGAAACUGUUGAUACUGUUCUAAAUUAUAUCCAGGAAUAUAAACACGAAGAUUAUAGUUGCAAAGUUUUGGCUGAAGAUUUGCGAACUAGUACGGGUAUUGCGGCAUCUGUUCGAUUGGUUCAGAUAUUAAUGUACCAUUAUCGUUUAGUGAAAAUUGUGAGGGAUUGGAUGUUGUCAAAAUGUGAAUGUUCUGAACUUGAUCAGAUUUGUUAUUGUAAUAUUUUUACGAAGGAGGAAUUAAAGAAAUUUGGAAAAGUUUAUUUUAAAGACGCAAAGUUAUUUGUAAGCGAUGAGGUGUUCUUUACCACCCUGGGACCAUUACGGUUGGGAGUUGUACCGGUAUCUGAAAAAAAAAAAGAUUCGUCGUCGCAGUCCAAUAAAACCCGUGGAAUUAACAAUUUACGCUUAUGA